AUGAUACACGACAAAGAUCGUUUUACAUUGAACAAUAUUAGAGACUACCCUAAAACAACAUGCGGUUUGACGAUAAACGAUAAUUCAUACAAAAAACAACAGCAGCAAUGGAACCUGACAAGAAUUAAGUCAUUCUGUCAAUCGUUGAACGAACGAUUCUCUCAGACCGAUAAUAUUAUGAAGAAGUCCGGUUUUAAGCACACAGAUAAUCCUGUAAUUAUUCGUUGUGAGGAUUGUAAAUAUGAGAUAUCGAAUUGGACUAGUGACAUGGACUUACUUAAAAUUCAUACAACUAUGCAACCAAAUUGCCCAUUUGUAUGCAGAGUCAAGUCGUCAACAUUGUUAACAACUACAUCUCAAUCAGCUUUGCCUUUGCCAAUAUCGACAGGCCUUCCCAAAACCAUUACCUUAUUGGAGGGUAACGAAAGCCCAUCGAAGCGACAGAAAGUGGAAGCUGACAAUAAUAAUAUUUCUGUGAUUAGGUUAAGCGAAGCCAAUAUAGUACAACAAAUACGUAAACGAACAUUUUCACACUGGCCUAGUAGGCAUACAGUAUCAGCGGCCCAAAUGGUUGAAGCAGGAUUUUUCCAUUGCAACGUCGGAGACAGAGUUAUUUGCAUUUAUUGCAAUUUAAUCUGUCAAGAAUGGACAUCGAACACAGAGGAUCCUUGUGAAGUUCAUAAAACUCUGUCGCCCAACUGUGUAUAUGUUAAGUCGAAAUUAAUUCGACGCGACUUUGGCCCAUUAAUGAUUGUUAAUGAGAGCGUGGCGGGUGCUAGUACCGCGACUGCUGAAGUAGAAGCAUGUACUAGUUCUGAUCAAUAUCGAUGCAACGAAUUCGUUCACACAGCUGCAUGCCAUUCCGCAUUUAUCGAAUUACCCAAACGAGCUAAUUCGUUUGUUAAUUGGAACGAAGAGAAUAUGCCGUCCGUCGAUUCUCUUGUACGGGCAGGGUUUUUCUACACAGGUGUCAAUACGGUUGUCACCUGCUUUUACUGUAACGGAUCCUUACAAAACUGGGGUCCUAAGGACAACCCAACUAUUGAGCACGCGCGUUGGUUUCCGCAGUGUGCUUAUGCCAGACAACUGUGCGGCGAUGAAUUAUAUCGCAAAAUCCAAGAAUCGAAACGUGCACAACAAGAACGCAUUAGAAUGAAUGAAGCGAAAAACAACGCACAAAGUUCAGCCAACUCAAAUACUACUAGCUCUAGUUCUACCCCCAAUCCUAAUAGUCGAAUGUUACACAUACCGGAUGAAAGCACUCUUUCAAGAUUGGUAGCUGCCCGGCUAGACUUGCCCGUUUCGCAAAGUUUAUUGGGAGAGUUCAAACUGUCAAUUAUUAAACGGUGUUGGGAAGAUCAACUCCGUCUGAAACUUGAUGAUUUUGUCAGCGACUGCGAUUUACGUAUGGCAUGCACAAUCCUUCAAAGACAGAUUACAGUUAUAGAUGGCAAAAAAGAAAACAUUAUUGUGCCACAUGUUCGAAUGAGAAAGAUUCGAGAGGAUGCCGAAAGAGCACGUACAGAAGCAAGUCUACGUGAGAGAGCCAAUGCAGAACAAAAGACUCCUAGUGCCGAGAACAGUGCCGAAACGAUGACUACACCAUCAUCUGACAACAACGUUGAAAUGACAACACCUGAGCUACCAACAUCAGCAAGUAAAGCAAACAGUGAGAAAGAGCAGAAAGCGCCCAAACCGGCUGCCUCGAAUGCUGGCCAACGAAAGGAAAAAGAUGAUACACCACUCGCGAAUGUAUGUGUUGUAUGUAUGGAAGAAGAAAAACGUCUUGCUUGUAUUCCUUGUGGGCAUUUUGUCGCGUGUGUUCCAUGUGGUCAUUCCUUACGAUGCUGCCCGAUCUGCCGACGGGAGGUUGACGCAUUCGUCAGGAUCUUUAUCUGA
Messenger RNA from Adineta ricciae, 1899 nucleotides. Lineage: Eukaryota; Metazoa; Rotifera; Eurotatoria; Adinetida; Adinetidae. The record is from the annotation of a GenBank genome assembly.